AUGUUUCGCCGGCCGGAGGAUGCGGAGUUGCGGCGUACGCGACUGACGGACAAUCGGCCGCUGCGGCAUCUUCUCGUCACUGGCGGUCUUGGCUUCAUUGGCAGUAAUUUCAUCAAUCUCUUCAUGCGAGAACACCCGAAUGUGCAUGUUUACAAUCUUGACAAGGUGGAUUACUGCAGUAAUUUUAAAUCUAUUGAAAACCCAGAUAGUCCAUAUUAUCAUUUUAUACGGGGAAAUCUUACCAAUUCUGAUCUUAUUAUGCAUUUAUUAGAUCAUUAUGAUAUUGAUACAAUUAUUAAUUUUGCAGCGCAGAGUCAUGUAGAUAACAGUUUUGGUAAUAGUCUUUCCUUUACACAUAAUAAUGUAUUUGGAACACAUGUCCUUUUAGAGUGUGCGAGAACAUAUGGACGAGUAGAGAAGUUUAUACAUGUGAGCACAGAUGAAGUGUAUGGACAAGUAACGGAUUCUAAAAAGGAAGAGGGAACAUUAAAUCCAACAAAUCCCUACGCCGCUACAAAAGCUGCAGUAGAGUAUAUUGUAAAAUCAUAUCAUAUUUCUUUUGGACUUCCAUGUAUUAUUACUCGAGGGAAUAAUGUAUAUGGACCUUAUCAAUAUCCAGAGAAAUUGAUUCCACGAUUUAUUAUGCUGAUGAAUGCAGGGAAGAAAAUGACUGUUCAGGGAAAUGGUAGUAAUAAACGAACCUUUAUACAUGCCAGUGAUGUGGCCAGAGCCUUUAUUACAAUUAUUAACCGUGGAUAUAUUGGGGAUGUGUAUAAUAUUGGAUCUCAUGAUGAAGUGAGUGUGAUGGAUGUGGCUCGAUUGACAUUGAAGUAUGUACCACCUAUGCGAAAUGCAAAAGAUUGGCAAAAAGAGAAGGAAAAUAAUAAUAAUAAUACUAAUACUACUAAUAAUAAUAAUAAUAAUAAUAAUAAUAAUAAUAAUAACGUUGAUGAUGAUCAUCUUCAGAACAAAAAUAAUAAAAAAUUAGAAAAGGAAUUUCGGGAACCAACAGCUGAAGAAUUAGCAGCACAUAUCGUAUUUGUAAAAGAUCGUGACUUUAAUGAUGAACGUUAUUGUAUUAAUGUGGAUAAACUGCAGGAGUUGGGUUGGCGGCAGGAAGUACCAUUUGAAGAGGGAUAUAAACAAACAGUGGCGUGGUAUUUACAUGCAUUUGCGGUGAAGUUUUGGGAAGACUUGCGUUGGGGGAUUCCCGACGGCUGCACAAAGUUCACAGAUGAAGAAGAACAAGAGGGAAUGGGAAUGGAACGGGAGUUUGAAGGGAGAUUAUAA
Molecule: messenger RNA, 1290 nt
Organism: Trypanosoma theileri
Lineage: Eukaryota; Euglenozoa; Kinetoplastea; Trypanosomatida; Trypanosomatidae
Product: GDP-mannose 4,6 dehydratase
Exons: 1
Coding region: 1-1290 (429 amino acids)
Biological process (GO): nucleotide-sugar metabolic process
Molecular function (GO): dTDP-glucose 4,6-dehydratase activity
Source: RefSeq, a predicted model, not a curated record